Messenger RNA from Rotaria sp. Silwood2, 1578 nucleotides. The record is from the annotation of a GenBank genome assembly. NCBI's taxonomy places the organism in Eukaryota, Metazoa, Rotifera, Eurotatoria, Philodinida, Philodinidae.
AUGAUAGCAACUCGUAAUCAUCCACUUCUUCAACGUGUUAUUUUAAAUCUUGAAUUAUAUAAUAGAAAUUUUCUUUUACCACAUGCAACUAUUGUUAUAUCAGCUGGACCUAUGUGUAUUUCAAUACAAAUACAAUUAAAUCGUUCAUUAUGGAAUUCAAUAUUAGUUCUUGAUGGAAAAGAAAAUAUGAUUGGAGGAAAAACUAAUACACCUAUAUUUAGACAUUUAGGAAGUGGAUCUUGGCAUAAAGCUGAUGAUAUGAUUUUUAAAAAUAUUCCAAUGAAUAUUCAACGUCAAAGUCAAACAUUUUCAAUUUCAGUUAUUGUUUUUAUUAUUUUUAUUUUUCUCUUUUUUAUUGGAAGAAACAAAAAUUCUAUUAAGGUAAAUUUUAUUAUUUAUUUUAUUUACAAACAACUUUUUAUUUUUACACGAUCAAAUUUAUCAAAUAGAAUUUUUUAACUAUUUAAAUACUUUUUUUUUUAAAAAGAAAUAGAAAAAAAAAAACAAAAUAAUAAAUCCAUUAGAAUUUUAAAGAUUUAUAUCAAUCGAAAUUAUGAAAUAAAACGAGAAUUAUCCAUUUAAAAACAUUCGUUUACUAAUCAACAAAUUUCUUCGAACUGAUUAAUUCACUUUCAAUUUGAAAUUAAUCAUCAUUAUUCAGAUAAAAAAUUAUAUAAAAUCACCUUUGAAUAUCUCAAAUAGAGUUAUUAUUAUGUCCUUAAUUUACUACUAAGAAUAUAUUAGAAUUAUAUAAAAUAAUAUUUACUUUAAACUUUGUAUAAAAUAUUAUUUUAACGAUAAUAGUUUAACAUCUUUUAAUUAACUUCUAUAAUAAAAAUAUUUGUUAAUAUAUAUCAUAUAAAUAAUAUUUUAUUAUUUAUAGUUAUAGAAAUAUUAUAGUUAGAUAUUAUAGAAAUAUUGAUAACAUAUUAAUAUAUUCAUAAUAAAAUAUUAUUCUUAUAAGAUUUGUCUCUAUCUAUUCAAUUUAAAGUUAAAAUUCAUAAAUCAUUUUUUUCUAAAGAUCAUUAUUUAUAGAUAAAUAAACAAAAAAACAAAAAUUAUUAUCAGUCUAUUAUAAUCUCAUUUGAAUAUAUAUAACCAAUAUUUAUAUUAUAUUUAAUAUAAAUAGUUUUUCUUUCAUUUUUUAAUUCUAUUAUAAUUGAAGAGUUUUUUUCCUUUCUAAGAAUAUCAAUUUUUAAGUUUUAAACAAAUAAUAUCAUUUCUCCGUAUUUCAUCUUUGAUUGAUAAUAAAAGACAAUUUUAUCUUUUUAUUAAUCAAUAUUGUUUUCCUAUCAAAUUUUAAAUUCAAUAAGAAAUAUUCUUAGAAACAAAACAAAAAAAAUCAAAAAUUUGUUGAUUAUAUUACAAUAACAUUAUCGAUCAGAUAUUGUUUAUCAAUCAAUAAUUUAAAUCUUUUUUGACAAAAUAAUUUAUUUCUUACAGUGAGGGCCCAAAAAAGCAUGCACUUUUUUAUUUUUAUACAUAAACGAAUAAUAAGGAUGUUCUAAAAAUUUUCUCUUAUAUCUAAUUUUGUAGAGUUUUUUUCGCUGAUUAUUUUUAUAAAAGAAACUUUUUGAU